UGCUCUCGCGAGAUCUCGCCCAAAGCCUCACGGUUUGUGUCUGGUUCACUCUGGUGCUAGUGGUGAUCGCUCAUAUUCUGGAGGAUUUUCAACACAGAAACAAUAUAUCCAGGCGUGGAAGGUGUAAAACACCUUAUCAGUGAACAUGUCGGAAACGGAUCCGAAGUCGGUACAGGACCUUACAGCUGUGGUCCAGACAUUGCUUCAGCAGAUGCAGGACAAGUUCCAGACCAUGUCAGACCAGAUCAUUGGAAGAAUUGACGAAAUGAGCACUCGCAUUGAUGACCUGGAGAGGAACAUCGCAGACCUGAUGACCCAGGCGGGUGUGGAGGAGAUCGAAGGGGAGAAUAAGGUCAGCCAGGACGCGGACUCGCAGUCAGCCAAAAAGGUUGCCAAAUAACACUAAGUACUGAACUCUUUCUACGAGAAGAACAGAUUUUUUUCAGAGUGGUUUAUGAUUUUUUAAUUUCAACUUGGUGUGUAAAGCAUUUUUUUUUUUAUAUUGACUUCUAAUAAUGGUUGCAUUCCUGACAUACUGACUGGACAUUAAGAUUUUUUUUUCUAAUGUGGAUAUUUUACAGAACUUUUCAAAACCUAUAAUAGAAGUCCCUUAACUUAUUCAAACCUGAAGCCAGUAAUGUUAACAGCACUACCUGUUUACCAAGUCGAGGAGAUCCGAGUUUGUUCCAUUUCAUUCGAUUAAAGAGUUUUCUUACAAAAUGUUUCUUUUGUUUUGUUAAAAGUGGUGUGACAAAAUCUAAGCUUUGGGUUACAAAGCAGCACUUGCUAGUCUGCUUUUUGCCAUUGCUUUUGCCAUUUUUUGCAAUUAAUUGAUUCUUAAUUCAGAAUCAAUAUCUGUGGAGGAAUAUGGGUUUCCUACGAAACACAAAUCAAACUGAAGAGGCGUUGUGUGAUAGUGUAUGGCUUUACAGUAUAUCACCUCAUUAAUGUUAUACAUGCACAAGAUAGGGUUUUGCAAGUAAUGGUAAAUUUGAGUGUUCAGUCUCAGUCCACUUCGGUUUGCUCUGUCCCAGUAAAAUAAAGGUACUGAAUCAAAAGCUUUGUAAAAUUGAUUUGAAUUAGAUCAUAUAGUCUUUAACCCUUGUAUCUCCUUCUUAUGCAGUUUGUUUUGAGCUAGCCAGGUUUCCCUAUUUUCCACAUUAGAUGCCUACAAAUCAGAAUAAAGGGCACAUUUUUGUACCAGCUCAGGAAAGGUUGCUGUAGGUUUUUUUUGUCCUGAAACUGCUAAAGUGAUUGUUCAUUAUCAGACAGGUCACAAUCGUAACAUACUCAUCUCUUCGCUGUAGAAUGAAGUUGUCUAAAGAAACGACCAGGACUGUUGGCAAACAGGACCUAGAAGGGAAUCCUUAACCUUUGUAAUUCCAAUGCAAUACUGCAUCAAGUCAGCCACCUGAAAGACACAUUUAAAUUUAUUUUAAUAUAUCAUUUUAGUACCUUUUAAGUUUACAGCUUACAUUUUUCUACGUGAUGAUUACUUUGUGGUUUGAAGACUUGCAUAACACUGUAGCCACUACCUUUUUUUUGCAGUUGACAUUUAUACUGCUAUAGAUUCUGUGGACAAUUACAAAUAUCAGGGAUUAUUUGCCAUAACAUUUUUUUACAAUCCUUUGUACAUUUUUGGCUUGGUCACAAAUUCUAAAUGAGCUUCAGCUGGGGCAUGCAAGCAUAGUAAAGUGGACAAAAAAAAAAAUGUUUUUUUAUGUAAUGAAGCAACAACUGUUAACCUAUGUCACAGUUAAUAAAGAUUAAUGUACUGUUGGGUA
This is a messenger RNA of Lepisosteus oculatus (spotted gar), 1784 nucleotides long. It is a transcript of the gene hsbp1b, whose product is annotated as heat shock factor binding protein 1b. Gene Ontology annotation, biological process: cellular heat acclimation. Lineage: Eukaryota; Metazoa; Chordata; Actinopteri; Semionotiformes; Lepisosteidae. Gene Ontology annotation, molecular function: transcription corepressor activity. Gene Ontology annotation, cellular component: cytosol; nucleus. The record is from RefSeq and is a predicted model, not a curated record.